GUGGUGGCGGGCGCCUGUAGUCCCAGCUUCUCGGGAAGCUGAGGCAGGAGAAUCGCUUGAACCCGGGAGACGGAGGUUGCAGUGAGCCGAGAUCGCGCCACUGCACUCCAGCCUGGGCGACAGAGCGAGACGCCUUCCAAAAAAAAAAUGGAUUGGGAGAAUGAAACUUAACACUUAGUGAAGAAUUGAGGGAAAUUACCUAGGCUAAAGAAAAUAUAUUUAAAGCACUUUUUUUUUUUUUUGAGCUAUCUAACAACUUUGAACGAGGGCUGAAAGAAGCGGCCUAGCGAGUCGACAUAGGUCGCGCCUCCCAUAUAUAGGUCCCGGCCUGGCGCGCACGCGGAACCUGAGUGCUGCGGCUACGGCGCAGACCGGGCGAGUUUCCCAGAAGGACGCCGGUUCCUUGCUCUUGCUGGCCCCUGCGAGGUAGCUUCUGGAAGGCGCUGCUCUUCCGGUUCUCUGUCCCGGUUCCUGGGUUGCACAGACAGACCCUGUAAACAUGUCAGGGUUCAGUCCGGAGCUUAUCGACUACUUGGAAGGGAAAAUCUCCUUCGAGGAGUUCGAACGGCGGAGAGAAGAGAGAAAAACCCGCGAGAAGAAAAGUCUUCAAGAAAAAGGAAAGUUAUCAGCUGAAGAAAAUCCCGAUGACUCUGAAGUUCCAUCAUCAUCAGGAAUUAACUCUACCAAAUCCCAAGACAAAGAUGUCAAUGAAGGAGAAACAUCAGAUGGAGUGAGUAAGUCAGUUCACAAGGUCUUUGCUUCCAUGCUUGGAGAGAAUGAAGAUGAUGAGGAGGAAGAGGAAGAAGAAGAGGAGGAGGAGGAGGAGGAAGAAACACCUGAGCAACCCACUGCGGGCGAUGUAUUUGUAUUGGAGAUGGUUCUCAAUCGUGAAACCAAGAAAAUGAUGAAAGAGAAAAGGCCUCGGAGUAAACUUCCCAGAGCUCUGAGAGGUCUCAUGGGUGAAGCCAACAUUCGUUUUGCUCGAGGAGAACGUGAAGAGGCGAUAUUGAUGUGCAUGGAAAUCAUAAGACAAGCUCCUCUGGCUUAUGAGCCAUUCUCUACUCUUGCCAUGAUAUAUGAGGACCAAGGUGACAUGGAAAAAUCAUUGCAGUUUGAGUUGAUUGCUGCACAUUUAAAUCCCAGUGACACAGAAGAAUGGGUUAGACUGGCAGAAAUGUCUCUGGAACAAGACAAUAUUAAGCAGGCUAUUUUUUGCUAUACAAAAGCUCUUAAAUAUGAACCUACUAAUGUCCGUUAUCUGUGGGAGCGAUCAAGCCUUUAUGAACAGAUGGGUGAUCAUAAAAUGGCCAUGGAUGGUUAUAGGCGUAUUUUAAACCUUUUGUCUCCAUCUGAUGGCGAACGUUUUAUGCAGCUGGCUAGAGAUAUGGCAAAGAGUUACUAUGAAGCUAAUGAUGUUACUUCUGCUAUUAACAUAAUUGAUGAAGCUUUCUCAAAACACCAGGGCCUAGUCUCCAUGGAAGAUGUUAACAUAGCAGCUGAACUAUAUAUUUCUAACAAACAGUAUGACAAAGCUUUGGAGGUAAUUACAGAUUUUUCUGGAAUUGCGCUGGAAAAAAAAACUUCAGAAGAAGGCACCUCAGAAGAGAAUAAAGCUCCUGAGAAUGUUACCUGCACUAUACCUGAUGGCGUACCAAUAGAUAUCACAGUGAAGUUGAUGGUCUGCCUUGUACAUCUCAACAUCCUUGAACCACUUAAUCCUCUCUUGACAACACUAGUAGAACAGAAUCCUGAAGAUAUGGGAGACCUAUACCUAGAUGUUGCUGAAGCUUUUCUGGAUGUUGGUGAAUAUAAUUCUGCACUUCCCCUCCUCAGUGCUCUUGUUUGCUCUGAAAGAUACAACCUUGCAGUAGUUUGGCUUCGUCAUGCAGAAUGUUUAAAGGCCUUAGGCUAUAUGGAGCGAGCUGCUGAAAGCUAUGGCAAGGUGGUUGAUCUGGCCCCACUGCAUUUGGAUGCAAGGAUUUCACUUUCUACCCUUCAGCAGCAGCUGGGCCAGCCUGAGAAAGCUCUGGAAGCUCUGGAACCAAUGUAUGAUCCAGAUACUUUAGCACAGGAUGCAAAUGCUGCACAGCAGGAACUGAAGUUAUUGCUUCAUCGUUCUACUCUGUUGUUUUCACAAGGCAAAAUGUAUGGUUAUGUGGAUACCUUACUUACUAUGUUAGCCAUGCUUUUAAAGGUAGCAAUGAAUCGAGCCCAAGUUUGUUUGAUAUCCAGUUCCAAGUCUGGAGAGAGGCAUCUCUAUCUUAUUAAAGUAUCAAGAGACAAAAUAUCAGACAGCAAUGACCAAGAGUCAGCAAACUGUGAUGCAAAAGCAAUAUUUGCUGUGCUCACAAGCGUCUUGACAAAGGAUGACUGGUGGAAUCUUCUGUUGAAGGCCAUAUACUCCUUAUGUGACCUAUUCCGAUUUCAAGAGGCUGAGUUGCUUGUAGAUUCCUCAUUGGAAUAUUACUCAUUUUAUGAUGACAGGCAAAAACGCAAAGAACUAGAAUACUUUGGUCUGUCUGCUGCAAUUCUGGACAAAAAUUUCAGAAAGGCAUACAACUAUAUCAGGAUAAUGGUAAUGGAAAAUGUCAAUAAACCCCAGCUCUGGAACAUUUUCAAUCAAGUUACCAUGCACUCCCAAGAUGUACGACAUCAUCGCUUUUGUCUCCGUUUGAUGCUGAAAAACCCAGAAAAUCAUGCCCUAUGUGUCUUAAAUGGACACAAUGCAUUUGUUUCUGGUAGUUUUAAGCAUGCGCUUGGACAGUAUGUGCAAGCCUUUCGCACUCACCCUGAUGAACCUCUCUAUAGCCUCUGCAUAGGCCUAACCUUUAUUCAUAUGGCAUCUCAGAAGUAUGUGUUACGGAGACAUGCUCUUAUUGUACAGGGCUUUUCCUUUCUUAAUCGAUACCUCAGUUUACGUGGGCCCUGCCAGGAAUCAUUCUACAAUUUGGGCCGUGGCCUUCAUCAGUUGGGGCUGAUUCAUCUUGCAAUCCACUAUUAUCAGAAGGCCCUGGAGCUCCCUCCACUUGUGGUAGAGGGUAUAGAAGUUGACCAGUUAGACUUACGAAGAGAUAUUGCCUACAACUUGUCUCUCAUUUAUCAGAGCAGUGGGAAUACCGGAAUGGCUCAAAGGCUUUUGUAUACCUAUUGUUCUAUAUAAAGCACCGCAACUGAGAACGGAGCAAUGGCAGCUGCUGUGUGAGGACCAGUAUCUUCUGUCUCAGGGCUUAUUAUUUGUAAUUCCAAAAUAGAAAUGACAAUUUCAGAAUUACCUAACAGUGUAUUUAUUUUUAAUAUGUGAUAAUGAUCAUGUGGUAUAUAUGCAAAAUUAUUCCUACAAAAAUUUGUAUAUUGUUCUGUCAUUUUCCUUUCACAUUCUAUAGUGAAUUGUUCCCAAUGCUGAAAUGGACGUAUAAGCCUUUGAGCUAGCUUGGAGUUGAAUACACUAUUUUUCACUCACACCAUUUAUUCAUCUUUGUUAUUUAAUACUAUAGCUCUGUCAAUAUCACGAGGCAGUUUUUCAAAUACAUAUAAACAGAGGUUGCUUAUUAUUAAAGGAAAGACAAAGUGGGACUCUUUAUGAUGUCAUGACUGUGAUAACUAAGCACCUAAGAAAAUUAUUUAAAAUAGUUAUGUGGUAGGUAGAAAGAAAGACAAAUAAUUUAGUUUUUUACUUUUCACCUGCAUGUAUCUUAGCUCCCUAAACUGAAACAUGGAAGGCUGGGCUUAAUUCAAAAUAUAUUGCUCCAAGGCAAAUAAAAAAAAUGCUUUAUCUAUAUUUGUGGCUUUCUGAUGAAAAAAUAGAGAAGAGCUUGUUCAAUAACAGGACAUGGUUUCCAUUUCAAGAUCACAAGGAAUAUAAGACUGGGCAAGUAGUACGUAUGGAAUAAAGGAGUAAAAAAAAAUUUUUUUUUAACUCAUCUCAACUAUUAUAUGUUUUUGAAUUUAAGUUAACAAUACAUUUAGAUACACUGUUAGCUUAAUAACAACUUUUUAGGGAAAAAUAAAUGCUGUAAUUAAUGUGCACAUGGGUUAGUAACACCCAGCCCAAUUGUGGGAGGGAAACAAGUAGAGGCUUAGGAUCAAAGAAAUAAAAUUGGGACUUAUUAGAAAUUCUUUCUUACCACUGUUUUUCUACUGUACACAAAACUUUCUAGUUGAGCAGAAUUUGUAUGCAAUAAGUAAAUACAUUGUGCAUUCUGUGUGUAUAAUUUAAAUACAUUUUAUUUUUAUAAUUGA
Symphalangus syndactylus (siamang) is the source of this 4239-nucleotide messenger RNA. RefSeq names its product general transcription factor IIIC subunit 3 (gene GTF3C3). Gene Ontology annotation, molecular function: protein binding. Gene Ontology annotation, biological process: transcription by RNA polymerase III. NCBI's taxonomy places the organism in Eukaryota, Metazoa, Chordata, Mammalia, Primates, Hylobatidae. The record is from RefSeq and is a predicted model, not a curated record. Gene Ontology annotation, cellular component: transcription factor TFIIIC complex.